Molecule: messenger RNA, 1260 nt
Organism: Aureobasidium vineae
Lineage: Eukaryota; Fungi; Ascomycota; Dothideomycetes; Dothideales; Saccotheciaceae
Source: the annotation of a GenBank genome assembly
AUGCCACUCCAGCCAUGCACCUUCCUCGUGCGACGCUCCGUCGGCACCAGCAGUCUCGGCCGGCGCACGUAUACGGCAGCUAGCGAACAGUAUGCGCGCGAGAGCAGUGUCCCGCGGCGCAUCCAUGUCUACGGCGUCGGCAACGUGGGCAAGCUGAUUGCCCACUCGCUGCGCGCCGACAACAAUAACNCCCCACCAGUCACUCUGCUCUUCCACCGCCCGCGUCUGCUAAACGCAUGGAACCAGAGCGAUCAAACAAUUGUCCUCGAGUCUGACGGCCACCGCGUCCCUCGUUCUGGUUAUGAUGUCGACCUCGCCCUUCCACAUCGACGCAGCCAUGGCGAACGCCUCGAGUCCGACGACCACGACUCACUCGAUGCCUCGGACCAAGAGCCAAUCGACAACUUGAUCCUGACCGCAAAGGCCCCUUUUACACUCAGUGCCCUCGACGCCGUCAAGCAUCGCCUACGGCCCAAGUCGACCGUCUGUCUGUUGCAGAAUGGUAUGGGCAUCAUAGAUCAAGUCAAUAAAGAAAUCUUCCCAGACCCCGUCACUCGCCCAAACUACAUACAGGGAGUCGUCACGCACGGUCUAAAUUCUCCCGACCGUAACGACCCUUUCUUCGCCGUCCAUGCCGCCCAUGGUACCAUCGCUCUAGCUGCCCUGCCGAGAGGUGACCUCAAAGACAACCCCUCGGCCUCUGUUCCCUUUGCACCUACCGCGCGCUACUUGCUGCGUACCCUGACCGGUAGUCCCGUCCUCGCCGCCGUUGGCUUUCCACCUCUCGAAUUCAUGCAGCAGCAACUCGAAAAACUGGCCAUCAAUGCCGUCAUCAACCCAUUGACCGUCAUGCUGGAUGCUCCCAACGGCUCCAUUCUAUACAACUUUGCAAUAACCCGCACCAUGCGUUUGUUGCUGGCCGAAAUCUCCUUGGUCAUUCGCUCGCUGCCCGAGCUACGAGGCUUGCCCAACAUCCAAGAUCGCUUUUCACCCGAGCGUCUCGAGACGUUGAUCGUUAGCAUAGCAAGCAAGACGGGCGACAACAUCAGUAGCAUGCUUGCCGAUGUGCGUGCCGGUAAAAAGACCGAGGUCCGCUACAUCAACGGCUACAUUGUCCGCAGAGGCGAAGAGAUGGGCAUGCAAUGCGUCUGCAACUACAUGAUGAUGCAGUUGGUCGAGGGCAAGACCAACAUGAUUCAACGUGAGAAUCUGGAUCAGGUUCCCGUCGUGCGUGAAGACCUCAACGCAAACUAUACUUAG